UGACGGAGCCACGUAAGUGACGCGCCUGUCUGUCAGCCGAGCCGUAGAACAAGAUGGCGGACUCCUUAGCAGCGGCUCAGGGAGAGGAGAACGAACCGGAGAAAGAAGGCAAGGAGAGACGGAUGGAGGGAGGUAGUGAGAGCCGGGGGUCGAAGGAGACCUCCGAGGUGACGGAGACGCUGGGGUUUUACGACAAGAAGAAAGUCCAGAAGGACAAGAAACGGAGUCUGUCUGAUCUGUCCCUAGCGAGGUUCAUGGGGGCGGAGCUGACCCGAGGAUACUUCCUGGAACACAAUGAGGCUAAAUACACAGAGAGACGAGAGAGGGUCUAUACCUGCCUCCGGAUCCCCAAGGAACUAGAGAAGUUGAUGCUGUUUGGGUUCUUCCUGUGUCUGGAUGCCUUCCUGUACGUGUUCACCCUGCUGCCUCUCAGAGUUCUAUUGGCCCUCGUCCACCUACUGACCCUACCCUGCUGUGGUCUGAGUGGGUCUCCUCUCCUCCAGCCAGCCCAGGUCUGUGAUGUGUUGAAGGGUGUCAUCAUGGUGUUGUGUUACAUCAUGAUGAGCUACGUGGAUUACAGCAUGAUGUAUCACCUGAUCAGAGGACAGUCUGUCAUCAAACUCUAUAUUAUCUACAACAUGCUGGAGGUUGCAGACAGGUUGUUCUCUUCGUUUGGUCAGGACAUUCUGGACGCUCUCUACUGGACCGCAACAGAACCUAAAGAGAAGAAGAGAGCUCAUAUAGGAGUUGUUCCUCACUUCCUCAUGGCUGUUCUAUAUGUCUGUAUCCUUACUGAACCUAAAGAGGAGAAGAGAGCUCAUAUAGGAGUUGUUCCUCACUUCCUCAUGGCUGUUCUAUAUGUCUUUCUUCAUGCUAUCCUCAUCAUGGUUCAGGCCACUACUCUGAACGUUGCCUUCAACUCUCACAACAAGUCUCUACUCACCAUCAUGAUGUCUAACAAUUUCGUGGAGAUCAAAGGAAGUGUGUUUAAGAAGUUUGAGAAGAACAACCUCUUUCAGAUGUCUAACAGUGACAUAAAGGAGAGGUUCACUAACUAUGUUCUGUUACUCAUUGUCUGUCUACGGAACAUGGAGCAGUUCUCAUGGAACCCUGACCACCUGUGGGUGCUGUUUCCUGACGUCGUCAUGGUGAUAGCGUCUGAGGUUACCGUGGAUGUUGUCAAGCACGCCUUCAUCACCAAGUUUAACGACAUCACUGCAGACGUCUACGGGGAGUACCGCGCCAGCCUGGCGUUCGACCUCGUCAGCAGCAGACAGAAAAAUGCCUAUACAGACUACAGUGACUCAGUCUCCAGGAGAAUGGGCUUCAUUCCACUGCCUUUAGCUCUGCUGUUGAUCAGGGUGGUGACCAGCUCAGUGAAGAUCCAGGGAUCUCUCUCCUUCAUGUGUGUUCUUCUCUUCUAUCUGGGGAUGAUCUCUCUGAAGGUACUGAACAGUAUCGUGUUGCUGGGAACGUCCUGUGUGUUCGUCAAAGAAGCCAAUAUGGAGGAGAAGCUGUUCCAGUCUCCCCCCUCUGCUGCCUCCAGCCGCUCCAACUCUAGAGCACACAGACCCACACACACCACCCCCCCAGGUGAGCCAAUCGUAGAAGAGGGGGUCGUGUCUUCAGCGUCAGUCACUUGUCAGCCAACCAACCACCAGCAAGAGAGUCCCGCCUCCACUCUGCCAACCAGCCAAUCAGACGAUCACUUCCUGACCACGCCCGACGGCGAGGACGGCGACAAGGACAUCUCCGCGGCAACGGGAGAGGAAGGAGAGGGGCUUCAACAUAGAAACCCCGCCCCCAAGAAAGACCUAUUGGAGAUCGACCGCUUCACUAUCUGUGGAAACCGCAUCGACUGACACACACACACACACACACACACACACACACACACAAUUGACUGGCUGAUACCAUGGCAACAAGAGACUGGCCAGGGGUUAAGAGGUCGUGCACUCAGAUGGACUCGCAAGACUGAACUCUGGGUAUUUUAUUUAUUAACAACGCGGCUGUUAUGUCAGCUGUCGUAGUGAGGUCGUAACACUACGUGAAGCUCCUUAAGGAUCCUUACAGCUGGACUAUGAAGCGUUCAGAAGACACUCUGAUGAUGAUGAUGGUGUUUAACACAAACUGACCGGUUGGUUUUUCCUCUAAAGAUGUUUUGUCAAUUUGUAAAAAAAAAAAAAAUUAAAGACAAAAAUGUCAUUUUAACAUUUAACCAUUAAUCUGCUCCAGGAGAGUGAUGACAACAAACCCCCCCCCCCCCCCCCCCCACACACACAGACUCUCUCACCAUCUGGUUGGUUCCCCCCACAGACUCUCUCACCAUCUGGUUGGUUCCCCCCACAGACUCUCUCACCAUCUGGUUGGUUCCCCCCACAGACUCUCUCACCAUCUGGUUGGUUCCCCCCACAGACUCUCUCACCAUCUGGUUGGUUCCCCCCACAGACUCUCUCACCAUCUGGUUGGUUCCCCCCACAGACUCUCUCACCAUCUGGUUGGUUCCCCCCCACAGACUCUCUCACCAUCUGGUUGGUUCCCCCCACAGACUCUCUCACCAUCUGGUUGGUUCCCCCCCACAGACUCUCUCACCAUCUGGUUGGUUCCCCCCACAGACUCUCUCACCAUCUGGUUGGUUCCCCCCACAGACUCUCUCACCAUCUGGUUGGUUCCCCCCACAGACUCUCUCACCAUCUGGUUGGUUCCCCCCACAGACUCUCUCACCAUCCUGUGUAACUGAACUGUGUUGAAUGCCCCUUUAAGACUCACACUACGUGACAUCACACUUCCUGGAGGAAGUUCACACCCCUUGACUCUAUUCCACAUGUUGUUGUUGUUACCGUCUGAAUUUAUAAUGACUAUAUGUUGGGUCCCUGGCUGACACACAACACCCCAUAAUGUCAAAGUGGAAUUAUGUUUGUCUACAUUUUUAACAAGUUCAUUAAAAAAGGAAAAGCUGAAA
Oncorhynchus mykiss (rainbow trout) is the source of this 2962-nucleotide messenger RNA. Lineage: Eukaryota; Metazoa; Chordata; Actinopteri; Salmoniformes; Salmonidae. The record is from RefSeq and is a predicted model, not a curated record.